AAAUUUUCUCGUUUUCCUUAAGUAAUAACGAGUUUAACAUUAUCUAUUUAGGUCGUUGUGAAUCAAAUCAAUGCGCAUAUAAGAUUUUAUUUAGGAAGUGUUAAGUGUCAUAUUGCGGCGGAGGGCGUUUGUGUGCGUUUGCUUAUUCAGACUGAGAUAACAACAAGAUAGAAAGUCCAAUAGUUGCGAGACAUUACAGCUUUUUAGAAAUAUCAGUAUCGAUACAUGACUGGCCAAACACAAACAUCCCAAUACACACAGGUGGAAACACAAAAGAAAAAAGAUAGCGGACAAUUUUUGUGCUAACAUGACGUUGUCGUGCUGAAUGUAACUGGUAAGCGGGCGGGUUCAACAGUGUUGGCAUUUCAUCGACAAAACUCUACUUAGUCGAGAUUCGCUGCUGACCGGACUUAUUGAUUGCCAAUGCGAGAGGAAAAUUCCGAUGAUUUUUGUCUGGGUUUUGAAUAACACACACAAACACAAACUGCAAGCUGCAGGAUCCAAGGAGAAGGAGAGAUUGACGUUACGAUGGCCGAUCGCUACUACCGUCUCAUCACAUUGGUCGUCGAUGUUUGCACGCCUGUCCUUAGAGAGCUUUUGCUGUUCUAUGCAAAGGCAGAUACUUCCACGCAGUUUAUAAACAUCCAACAGUACAUGUCAGCAAAGGAACCAAAUGUUCGUCAGUUAAGAGGUCUCCCGAAGCAUAUUUAUGAGAAGAUUUACAACUCAGGACCUAUUGACGAAAGUAAAUGGGAUAUUACUUGCAUAACGUGUUUGCUUCUUGGCAUUUUUACUUUGCCAAUACACAUUAAAUCCAAUGUUGAACAGAUAAGAACUGAAAGAAACAAGCUUCAGCAUAUUAAACAGCUACAAAGCUUAUCGGAGCAAGAGUAUGAAAGUACAUGGGGGUCAAUAGAACAAAGUAUUCGCCAACUCGUUUCAAACUUGUCUCCCGGAUGUCAACAACAAACUGCAGAAAACAUAAAUAAUGCAAGAAUAGGUAACUUUCCAAAUAUGUGCAAUACGUUUACAACUUGGUGUCUAAGUUUGGCCGGUGAUCUCGAAGAAGUAAAAGAGAAUACACACGUAACACGACGGAUUGUAGAAAAUGUCACAGAGAAACGAGUGGACAGCCGGGGCAUAGUUGUCAAGCGAUUUAAAGCAGUUGAUGACAUUUUAAGGCGUAUGAAAGAAUGCUUUGACUCAACGAUGUCUAGAGAGCUCCCGGAUGAUUUUAAGCCACCCGAUUGUAUUGCACAAAUUCGUGACUAUCUCCGACAAAAGCGACAUGUUAUUGUCACCGGGACCGUUGGUCGAUCGUAUCUACAGGUUGCAUUGGCUGCAAUUAAAGAAAUAAAUACUGAACCUAAUGUAAGUGCUGAAAUAUCUCUCCCGUCAGAUUGGCGCCAUAUUGAUCCGUCGGAAAUCAAAUUUAUCCUCAGCAAAAACCCGUUCGGUGAUGACUUAUUUGACGCACAAAAGGCGCGAGCGAUGGUUGAUGUCCUUUGUCCGAUAAUUAAUUCAGCUUAUGCCGGGGAGUUGACACUUGCAAUCGUGACAAAGAAAGACGUUCUCGUCCAAGCUCAAGACGUUUUCGGGAAGGACCAUGACGUGUUACAAAACAUUGUUGAAUUAUAUGCUGAAACAACAAUGAACAAUCCUGAAAUGAUUGUAUCUAGACCCACGACGUCUUGUUGCCCAAAUUGUCAGAGGAUGCCACAUAGUGCUCUACAAGUAAUGAGUUCCUGCUAUCUUGCACAAACAGAAGAAUUGCCACUGAAGAAAUCAGUCUUCGAAGAGGCGAAAUCUACGUUGAAGAAAGAAAGAGUCGUUGUUCUUGUGGGUAGAAAUGAGCGUCUCAUCCGUUCCUGCAUAAAACAAUUAGCUGAACAGUUUGCACCGAACAACUGUUUGGUAAUGAGUAAUCCAGAUGACAUCAAACACCUAGAUACGGGAGCGGCAAUGGCAGUAUUUCUCAAUAUCACGGGACAGUUUACAUUUGAUAUGAGCAAAAGUCGUCGAUGGUUCGAGUACUUUGAUUUCAUUCAUGCUCUUGUGAAAUCAAACAAACUGCGCGUUGUACUGACGUUUGAACAGUCAGCCCUUACGCGCUGCAUCACCAAAAUCAAUGACCAUGAACUGCUGAAGCACAAAGUGACAAUUGCAUUCAGAGACGUUGAAGAAAUUCAAGUAAAAAGGGAGGCAACAGCUGAGGACGAACUUCCACCACCAGGUACGAGUUUCCCCGGAGAGCAAGAUGAUUCAGACGUUCCCUGUACUGCCAGUCAUCUAACUGACAUCAUCUUACCAUGGAAAAGCGACUACCGUAUUUUGACUUAUAUCACAUUGCUGUCCUUCAACAGGCUUCUUAUGACAGGAAAAGAUAUCAUGUUACUGAAUCUUCAAACGCAGUCUUUAACUUCCUCGUUGUCCUUCCAGGAUUAUUAUUGUCGCGCAACACGUGUCUCUGAUACAAGAGCGGCCAUUUGUCAUGAUGCACACACUAUUAAGUUCAUCUUGGUGUCUGUCACUGACCAGAUGUCCUGGGACGGUGAGAUAAAUGUUGGUGGGGUUUAUACGGAUGUUGUCUGUGUCGGGGACAGGCUGUUCGUUAGUUUCGUACUCAAAAGAAACCAAAAUAUCAAAGUGAUAGAUCUUGAUGGAAAUGUACUGAAAAGCAUACAAGGAAAUUAUCACUAUCCAACAUUUGAAAAAGAUAUUGCACUUUGCACUUAUGGUAGUCAUGACGUUUUAGUAUACCAUAGCGAUGUGGUAACACGAUAUUCGAAAGAUGGAACGGAGCUGCAGUCAUAUCAUAUAAAGGAAAAAAAUAACAAUAUUUACAGUCUUAUAUCAGACGGGUCAGGCUAUCUGUUUAUUUAUAAAGGUUUUGGAAACACCGUGUAUCAGGUGUCGUUAGAGAGCGGCAGCGAGACAACGCUGCUGGACGAGAGUCACGGGAUCCGUGAUGUACGGGGUUUGGCCUACUGCAGUACGGAGGAUAAAGUUUACGUAGUAUGUUAUAAAUUUCCAGCUUCUGUGAUUAAAGUGUUCAAGAUCUCAAAGUAAUAUACGUACUGAACUACGACUUUGUUUAGAGUGAUAUAAUAAAAAUGUUAAAAAAGAGGGUUUGGCCUACUGCAAUACGGAGGAUAAACUUUACGUAGCGUGUUGUGAUUAUACGAAAGAUGAAUAUGUGAUUAAGUGUUUAAGAUCACAAAGUAAUAUACGUACUGAACUACGACUUUCUUUAGAGUGAUAUCAUAGAAAAAAUCUCUCUCUCUCUCUCUCUCUCUCUCUCUCUCUCUCUCUCUAGAUGUUUACAUAUAUACAUUAAACCCUAUUAUAUAUAUUAUGUUAGAUUUAAUAAAAGAAUGUCAUUACAUACGCAUAUAUGUUACAGAAAGUUUUAACUAGUAAGUGAUUUGUUCAAAUGUUAGCAGCUUUUCACCAGUUUUGUGUGUAUGUUUAAGUUUAGAUAUUUUAGUUUCAUUCUUAAUACGACGUAUUGGCCUGAAGAUCUUUAUCAACACAUGUGUCCUAUUAUCAUACAGCCGAUUAUAUAUAAACAUUCCUUUACCUUAUAUAUUGUAUCAAAUAUUAACAAGGAUUAAAGACAUUUACGCCCAAACGUCAUAUUAUAUCAAGAUUAAAACUAAAGUAUUUAUUUAUAAAUUUAUCACUUGAGUAGUUAUAACAGAGAUCUUUGUGAAUGUGUUUUGCCUUAUUUAAUUGUGAAUUGACUGUUUAUA
Molecule: messenger RNA, 3752 nt
Organism: Mya arenaria
Lineage: Eukaryota; Metazoa; Mollusca; Bivalvia; Myida; Myidae
Exons: 12
Coding region: 529-3069 (846 amino acids)
Source: RefSeq, a predicted model, not a curated record